Molecule: messenger RNA, 1290 nt
Organism: Sphaerodactylus townsendi
Lineage: Eukaryota; Metazoa; Chordata; Lepidosauria; Squamata; Sphaerodactylidae
Gene: PSMF1
Product: proteasome inhibitor subunit 1
Exons: 7
Coding region: 133-957 (274 amino acids)
Biological process (GO): proteasome-mediated ubiquitin-dependent protein catabolic process
Molecular function (GO): proteasome binding; endopeptidase inhibitor activity
Source: RefSeq, a predicted model, not a curated record
GCGUUCUGCCGGCGGCGCAGGUGGCUCCCGGUUUCGUUUUGGAGCCCGGGUGCGGCCGCAUUUCCUGUCCCCCCUGCAAGCGGCGCCUCUUCUCCGCCCCCUGUAGGCUCGGGCCGGGGAGGCAGCAGCGCCAUGGCCGGCUUGGAGCUGCUCUUCCACUCGGUGGCUCCGGAGAUCGCCUGCCCGCAGGACGCCCUGGUCUGCUACCUGCACUGGACCCUCAUCGCGCACCGCUACCGCUGCCUGGGCGCCGGGGACCAGCCCGGCCACGAUGAGAAGAAGUCGGAAAUGCUUCCUGCCGGGUGGAAUGCCGACAAAGACCUUUACACUUUGCGCUACGUAGCAAAAGAUGACGCACACGAGCUCCUGGUGAAAGGCAUCAUGAUGGACGGGAGCAUGAUCUUCAACGUCCUGAAUCCCAAGACGAAGCAAGUGGGAGACUUAACUGUGAAAGUGACCGACUAUGUAAACCCAGAACACUUGGGGGCGUUCGACAAGGUGUAUAAGAACACGGAAGAUCUGCAGUCACAGGUGGUUCAUCACAUCCUCUCCCUGUUCGACACGACCAGAGAGCGGGCUGACACCAAGGAAGUGCCCAGGCGUGAGAAGAACCCCUCUCCCCCCAACCCCCCCGAUCACGACCCCCUGUGGAUCCCACCUCGGCACCCACAUGGAAGCCAGCAGCCCCACUGGCCGGACCCUCUGGGGCCCUUUGCUGUCGGUGGAGAAGAUCUGGACCCCCUUGGGGGCCGAAGAGGAGGGAUGAUCUCCGACCCGCUCCGAUCAGGAUUUCCAAACCCUGUCAUCGACCCUUCCUCCGGACUCCCCCACAGACUUCCUCACGGAGCUGUCCCCCCUGGGGCCAGAUUUGAUCCUUUUGGACCCCCCGGGGCUGGCCGUGCCGGGCCGAACCCUGACCACCUUCCACCUCCGAACUACGACGACAUGUUUAUGUGAGGAUGGCCGAAGAUCCUCCCCGCCUUUUGGGGGCGCUGCGAUCGCUUCUUUGCUCCCCGCCACCCAACCGCUCCGGGCGAAGAGGCUCCAGUUUUCUUUCCUACCUCGGGGGAAACUGUCUUCCAUUUCUCAGCGUAUCAACCAGAAGAGGAAACCGCAUGCAUAAAGAUAGACGCUCCCCAUCCUCCACCCUUGCAAGAUUUUCUUGUCAUCUUCCCUCCACCCCAGCAGUGUAGGCCUGCAAAUGCCUUUUAAACUCACCUGAGAGCCAGGCUCCAAGAAUGGCUGCUUUGUUCUGCGGUGUGCUGUUUCGAACAUGAGAACAAAAUCCUC